AUGUAAACAAUCAAGAUGGUAGCUUAACGUUAGAAACCCUGGAAAUAUUUGCAAUGACAUAGUUGCCCUUCAGUUUGGUAGUAUUAUCAGUCGGAUGCUCGACACUAUUUAUCUUCUCUCAAUCUUGUAGUUUGAUCGCAUUUGAUUAAGCUGUCACCAUGACUCGAGAUAUAGUGAUUGGAGAUGAACUACCUGACUGGGUGGGAGCCAAGGAGUUCUACCAGAAAUAUGACCCGAAAGAGGUGAUUGGCAGAGGUGUGAGUAGUGUGGUGCGCAGAUGUGUGCACAAGCACACAGGGCAGGAGUUGGCAGUGAAGAUUAUAGAGAUCACAGCUGAGAAGAUGACCGCACAGCAGCUGGAAGAGGUGAAGAGCUCCACACUGAAGGAGAUCCAGGUUCUCAACAUGGUCAAAGGACACUCCUCUAUCAUCACUCUAAUUGAUUCCUAUGAGUCAACAACCUUCAUAUUUUUGGUAUUUGACCUCAUGAGGAGUGGAGAGCUUUUCGACUACCUGACAGAGAAGGUCACUCUCAGUGAGAAGGAAACUAGGUGUAUGAUGCGAUGUCUCCUGGAAGCUGUCCAGUACCUCCAUUCCCUCAACAUAGUUCACCGGGACCUGAAACCUGAAAACAUUCUGCUGGAUGACCAGGGACACAUCAAACUCUCUGACUUUGGCUUCUCUGUCCAGCUUCAGCCAGGCAAGAAUCUGAGAGAGCUUUGUGGGACACCAGGUUAUUUGGCACCUGAAAUCCUGAAAUGCUCCAUGGAUGAGACGCAUCAGGGAUAUGGAAAGGAAGUUGACCUCUGGGCGUGUGGGGUGAUUCUGUUCACCCUGCUGGCUGGCUCUCCACCCUUCUGGCACCGCAAACAGCUGCUGAUGCUCAGAAUGAUCAUGGAGGGCCGUUACCAGUUCAGCUCCCCAGAGUGGGAUGACCGGUCUGACACCGUCAAAGAUCUGAUUACCAGGUUGCUGGUGGUGGACCCAAUUGUCCGUCUCAACGCUGAACAAGCUUUGGCUCAUUCCUUCUUUAGGCAGUACCAAAGGGACGAGGUGCGUCACUUCAGUCCCCGGAAGACAUUCAGGGUACUGAUCCUGAGUGUGCUAGCCUGUAUCCGCAUGUACUGUCGCUACCGCAGAGCCAGGCCACUGACGCGGGAGGUCCUGGCCAGAGACCCCUACUCCUUGAAGGGAGUGCGCAAACUAAUCGACGGCUGCGCCUUCAGGAUCUAUGGACACUGGGUUAAGAAAGGGGAGCAGCAAAACAGGGCUGCUCUCUUCCAGAAUACGGCUAAAAUAAUGCUUCUUGGUUUAGAGGACUUUGAAACUUAAAAGAUCAUACUUGUUCUAGUAACUGCAUUAGCUUUAUGUAGUUUGACAUUUUGGUGUGCAUAUUUUUUCUUUGUGAAUGCUAGGUCUCGUUACAUAGGAUGAGGAAUUCAUGAUCCGGUGACAUGUUCGCCUUAAUGCGAAUAAUGGCUCAUUAUUAUUUAUGGUUAAGUGGAAUUUGAGAUCGUUGUGGAUCCAGAGAUGAGAAUUUUGUGUUCAUUUUAGGGUCCAAGAGAGUGCUUUUUGAGACUACUCAAAUCAGCAGGCAAUGGUUUUAGGAAGCAAAAGUGACAAAGCCACUUCAAUGCACUAUAUUGUUCACAUAGGGCAAAAAAGGUGAACAUAUAUCCAUACCGAUGGUGCAGUUAAUGCUUGAAAAAGUUGUUUUUUUUAUUGCUAUGACAUCCUCUAUUGAGUUGACAUAACAUUAUUUUUUUCAAUGUUUACUUCUAUUUGCUACUUAAACCUGUAUUUUAGCAAUCAUAUAUUCUUACUGAAUCUAAAAUAACAUAGCGGAAAGUUAUUGAUUGCAGAAGAAACAUUAAACAUUCCAAAUAUAGUUUUCCAAUUUCCACUGAUAGUUUGAGUUAAGGAUAUAGGAAAUGAUGAAAUAACUGUUACCCCAGUCAGAUUAGGUUCCUUUCUGUGUUUGGUGUUUAGUGCAAUAUGACAAUUAUUGUAAUCAAUAGCAUUCCUUUUCAGUCCAGUUUGAGAUUUACUCAACUAAGUGUUCCUUUGCCUGAAUUUAAAAUGGCAUUCCUCAAUAAGUGGUGUACAAUAAUUGUACAACUGUGAAAGACCAAUGUUUUAUUGAUAAUGAAAGUAACCUAUUUACUUUGUAAUAUUUGUGUGUUGAUUAUGUGUUAAAGGAGUUAACAAAAGCAUGAUUACGCAAUCAACCUCUUUACUGACAGACACCCACAAAUAACCUAUAUCUCAAAUUUGACUAACGUGUUUUAGUGCAAAGAACAGCGUGUGCAAAGAACAGAAUGAAAUGCAUAGAUUAAAAUCAGGCUUUGAUGUUUACUUUUUGCCUUGGAGAUUGGUCUCCAGUGAAGUCAGUGCGCUAUUUAGCCGAUCUGCACUUUCCUUCAAUCGUUGUUCUAGUUGCCUUGACAUAUGUAUCAUCUCCUCUCUCAUUUCCUGUUGUAUUAUCGUCCUCAACUCUGACUUGGGCGAUGGAUCUAAUAGAGAAAAGAGACACUCUUACAAACAGGAAAUUUCACAAGUUGCAACUGAAGUGUCGAUAUUUAGAACCAGGCGUGUUACAACACAAUUUCUCUAGUCGAUACAGGUGCCUUGCAUGAGCAACCAUGUAAUACCUGUAUUAGCCACCUCUGGACCUGUGGUCAUUGCUUCAAUGGGCUGCUCCCCUUCUGCCGUUUCUGGCUCGUUUUCCUUCUUGCCGUACCCGUCUGGUGCACGCAGAUAAAACAUGAAUUCAUACUGUUCCUCUGAUCACAUGGGUAUGGUGGAUAUUUCAGAGCUUGCGCAAUAACACCAACCUGAUGAUACUGCGUCAGUCUCAGUGGCAGGGUCUUCGUCUGGCAUGCCAGAGUAGGAAAAAGACAGAUCCAAUCUAACCUAAGAGCAAAACACUAAUUUCAAGUCACAGUUUAGCCCCAAAAAAACAAUGUGUGUGUUAUUUAGAAAAAUAUAUGGCUCCCAGAUAUCUAAUGUGUGGAGAUUACCUGAGGGGUGAAUAUGUACUUGUACAGAUUGUAAUGUCUAAAAUAGGUGUUAAGGAGAUACUUCAAGAUCUGGGUCACGUCCUCAGAGCUGAACAGGCUGAUACUGAAGGGAGGCCUCUGUGGCAGGUAGAAAACAAUUUUAAUAAUGGUGAAAUGUAAGAGUUUGUCCAUGAAAAUGUCCAAAACACAAGACUGAAUUACAAUUCAUACAUUGGUGAGAUUGUGAAGUGUAUAUAGAACAUGUGGGAAUAAACAGUAUUGCCUCUUCGGAUACACAAACUCACCCUGACAGAGUGACAGAGCAGAAGUUCACUGCAGUAUGCGUAGCAAUGGCCCAUAUUGUUGAGUGGAGUUUCUGAACAAAGAAAUGCAAAGUUAUUAACAUUGCAGAGUCAAUGCUGCUGACAUAAAACUGUCUUUCUCUUACUAAAACAGCACAAGACCUAACUAUGAGCAGUAGCCCAUUACCAGUGUUAGCCUGAUGCAUGCUCUUGACGAUGGAGAGGAGGACAGAUGUCUGCUCCCUGUUGAAGUUGCUCUCUCUACAGAACAGCACUGUGUGGACAUAGAGCUCCAGCAGGACUCCCUUCCUCGGCUCAGGAAUGUUAACUCCCAGCACACAGCAUAGAGUUCUGAGUAAAAAGUAACCAGUUAACCACAAUGUCAGGGAUAUUGUGUUGUGUGUGUGGCCACAAACAAGGAUAGAGACCUCUCUAGCUCUGGUAUGGCCUUGGUGUUUUCAAUUUCCUCCAUGUCACUGUAGCUUACAUCUGCCCUGUGAACACACACAAAUAGAGGAUUUCAAUCGAAUUGUAAGCCUAUAACGUUAGUUUGCAGAAAAAUCUUGAAUAUACGUGCCCCCCCUACCAUAGCAAGACUUUUGGGUUCAGGGGGUCAGGUUCCUAUAAAAGAAAGUACUCAAUUAAUUAAGAUGUAUCUACAAUAUAGCAAUGGAAGAAAAAUGCCCCCAAUUGAGUAGCAAUGAAUUCGGGGCAUACAGCUACAGCUAGCUUGCUACUGUACCAAGAAAGCUAAAUGUCCAAGCUCUUUCAGUUGACAGCUAGCUAGCUAGCUAAGCUAACAUUAGUUGGUCAGACCCUCUCUUACCUUUAUUUUCCCAGCCAAAUUCAUUUCUCUGGUUAAAUAUAAAUUAAUAGAUUUGAAACUAAUUUGCAUCAGCAAAAAAAUGCUAGAAUGUUUUUUUGUUUACUCUAACGUGUCCUAGCAACACCGUUUUUUUCCCGGUGGCGCACCAACAGUAAAGAUUUCCCAAUGCAUUGCGCGCACAGCAUAAUAAACUCAAGCCCCCUCAUAAUACAUUCAAGCACAAAAGCUUGAAAUAAAUACUUUUCGCUGCUUCUGUGCUGUAGCAAUGUAAUUCGUUUGAAGUCUCAUAGAAAUAGAAGACCAAUAGCCUAUAAGGGAUGUAUUUGCUUCAUUAUAGCAAAUUAAUGAUAGGCUGCAAUCAAUUAAUAUGCCUACUUUUCGUAAAUAUGUAUGUGAAAUAAGUUAGAUAUCAAAUGCAUGACACAUUAUGCAAGUUUUUUAAUGCAUUUAUGUUUCUUCUUACACAUUAAACAUGACUCUUUCAAUGACUCAA
Messenger RNA from Oncorhynchus masou masou (cherry salmon), 4619 nucleotides. It is a transcript of the gene phkg2, whose product is annotated as phosphorylase kinase, gamma 2 (testis). Gene Ontology annotation, molecular function: phosphorylase kinase activity; ATP binding; calmodulin binding. Gene Ontology annotation, cellular component: phosphorylase kinase complex. Gene Ontology annotation, biological process: protein phosphorylation; glycogen biosynthetic process. The record is from RefSeq and is a predicted model, not a curated record. NCBI's taxonomy places the organism in Eukaryota, Metazoa, Chordata, Actinopteri, Salmoniformes, Salmonidae. The coding region runs from base 159 to 1331 and encodes 390 amino acids. The transcript is spliced from 10 exons.